This is a messenger RNA of Episyrphus balteatus (marmalade hoverfly), 1382 nucleotides long. RefSeq lists its product as uncharacterized. The coding region runs from base 627 to 944 and encodes 105 amino acids. The transcript has 5 exons. NCBI's taxonomy places the organism in Eukaryota, Metazoa, Arthropoda, Insecta, Diptera, Syrphidae. The record is from RefSeq and is a predicted model, not a curated record.
UCCAUCGUUGGUUGUGUUAAAUGCAUUAAGGUGCUUCAGAAAAAAAGAGUCCAAUAGACUUAUGUUUGCAAGCCGCCACCAUCAGUUUUUCUUUUUAUUUAUAAACAAAUCUUAAGCAUUUUCUUAAGGGAAAAACAAAAAAGGAAGAAGAUUUUAAAUGAUGGCCAACAGAAUCAUUCAAUUAUACAUAUGUGCAAGCUAUCCUAGACUUUAUGCUGCAAAGGAUGAGUGUACUAUUGCGACAAGGUUUAUGAGCGUAUCAAGAAGAUCCCAGGCUAAAGGAGAUUAAUAUGAAAGUGCAACGAAUCGAAAAAUCAACAACGUGCUUAGUCUUAACACUAAUCAAGCAAUUUGAUGAUCAAAAUACACUCCGUCAGAUGCUCUACAUCGCUGACAAUGUACCUAAUUUCCAUAUGUUGUUCAAGAUGCGCCCCUCUGAUCUGAUUUAUAAAAUCUAGUAGCCACAUUCAAAGAAUGUCAAACCUGCUGAAAAUGCAGACGAUAUUCUUGAAGACCAUGAGGAAAAUCCACAUGUUUUCUUUAAACGUUUACCCGAGGUUAUUGGCGACAUUUGGAAACGUAUAACGUCAGUGUGGGCGUGUAUACUGAAACAGUAUUUGAAAGAUAUGUACGCCCUACAGGCUAAGAAGACGUGCCCAAUUUCAAUUGCAGAAAUUAAGGAAUUGGUCAUAAAAUCAAGUGAUGUCUGUUUAAAUCCAGAAGAUGAGAAAGAUUUAUUUAUAUUUUUUCAGUUUAAACAACUUAUAAAUAAGUUUGAUCCAGAUGAUGCAUAUCUGCUCUUGAUAAAGAAAAAAAAUAAACAUGAUCAAGCUGGUGAGAGUAGUAUAGGAGCAAGAGCGGGCAGUGCGACAACGCCACAUGUAAAUAGUGUUAAUCAUACGAUGGUUUCAAGACCAUCCCAAAGCAAGAGAAUCGUUGGAUAGUAGCAGUGGAAAAAUUGCACCCAGCAUAGGCUUUGGAACGCCAACAUUACAGAACAAAUGAAUCAGAAACAACUAUUGGAAAAUUGACCCAAUGAAUAAUAAUAAUAAUAAUUAGUUUUUAACAAGUCUUGUUAUUUAAUUAAACAAUUUGGCGGAAAAUUGAUGAACAUACCUUUUGUUUUGAUCUGGAUUUGUUUUUAUCUCAAAACUGUUCUUACUUUGGUUCGAUAUAUAAAUAUAUUUAUCAAUAUAUAAAUGUUCAAUAAAUCAAUAGUACCUAUAAUAGUAUCUGGUUAGUAAUGAAAAUGACUUUUUUUAAGUUUUGAGAAUCACUUUGAAAAUUAACACCACACAAACUAACAAGUUAUUCUUUAGAAAUCUCGAAUAAACAUUAUUAUUUAAUGUUAUCACAAAAGCAAAAUUUCUUGAACAAUAUAU